UUCGACUCACCAAUUUUGCGCAGCGCACAGCAUCAGCUAUUUACCUGGGAACGUUUAUUCACGGUGUUUUACUAUGGUGCCUCUUCCACUAUCUUCCACUUUACUAUGAGUCUGUUCAAAGUUAUAGUGUUAUCAUUUUAAGAGUCGCAAUUUUCCGGGAGAUAUUCGCUGUUACCCCUGCGUAAAUUGUGGUAGCCGUACUUGUUAGCAAGCGGGUCGCGCUAUCGAUGGGCAAAUUGAGGAGCUUAGUUCUUGAGUAUGCUUGGAAUGGACUUACUCUAUCUGCUUAGUCCUCGCACAAUGGUUCCUGAAUGGUUAUUCCUAAAUCUGGCAUCGGGUUCAGCCUGGGAAUUUUCUACAGUAGGCUUACUUACGGGACACAAGCCGUGGCAGAGGAGAAGGACAUCACGUAUGCAGCCUUCAUAUACAGCUUCUGGCGCUCUUUUGGAUAGAGCAUAGGCGUCGUUAUUGGAGGUACGACCUUCGAGACACAGUUUACCAUCAAGUCGACGGCCUACUCAGCACUUGCGCACCAAGCCUCUAGCCUUGCACAAGAAGCAAGUGUGCUUGUUCA
Messenger RNA from Aspergillus caelatus, 574 nucleotides. RefSeq lists its product as uncharacterized. Lineage: Eukaryota; Fungi; Ascomycota; Eurotiomycetes; Eurotiales; Aspergillaceae. The transcript has a single exon. The record is from RefSeq and is a predicted model, not a curated record. Bases 259 to 459 code for a protein of 66 amino acids.